Messenger RNA from Oncorhynchus masou masou (cherry salmon), 628 nucleotides. RefSeq names its product pro-neuropeptide Y-like. Gene Ontology annotation, cellular component: extracellular region. Gene Ontology annotation, molecular function: neuropeptide hormone activity; neuropeptide Y receptor binding. The transcript has 4 exons. The record is from RefSeq and is a predicted model, not a curated record. Gene Ontology annotation, biological process: feeding behavior; neuropeptide signaling pathway. The coding region runs from base 34 to 333 and encodes 99 amino acids. Lineage: Eukaryota; Metazoa; Chordata; Actinopteri; Salmoniformes; Salmonidae.
UUCAACGAAACCAUCUCGUCUUCACAACAUAAAAUGCGCCUUAACGCAGCGAUGUCUCUGGGUAUGCUGUCCGUGUACUUGCUGAUAUGCAUGUCCAAUCUGAUGGCGGCGUAUCCAUCCAAACCCAUCAUUCCCGCAGAAGAUGCGCCUGUCGAGGACUUCGCCAAGUACUUCUCUGCACUCAGACACUACAUCAACCAAAUCACUCGACAGCGGUAUGGGAAAAGAUCCAGCCCUGAUAUGGUGUUCUCUGACCUGCUACAGAGGGAGAGCACAGAGAGCAUCCCACUAGCAAGCUAUGGAAGAUAUGAGGAUCUACCGUUGUGGUGGUGAAGCCAGUGUAUUACGGACUUCCAUACCAGUCCCUUUCAACAAACCCACUGCCUGUUUGUCACAGCACCACAACAACACCACACUGCCUGUUGGUCACCGACUCGACCUGGACUUGAAUGGAUAUCUGCAGCCUGCAUGCAACCACCUCUCUGUCUGUCUGUCAUAGUAGAAGUGUCCUGUACACAUGUUACUUUCUCCUUUUGUGCAUCACACUGUGUACUGUAAACCAAAAUAAACAUUUACUGGUUGGAUCAAAUACAUCAUAUAAAGUACCUUGGAUCAAUGUUUUAGAAUG